Maniola jurtina (meadow brown) is the source of this 4321-nucleotide messenger RNA. RefSeq names its product H(+)/Cl(-) exchange transporter 7 (gene ClC-b). Gene Ontology annotation, cellular component: lysosomal membrane; intracellular membrane-bounded organelle. Bases 292 to 2676 code for a protein of 794 amino acids. Gene Ontology annotation, biological process: transmembrane transport; chloride transport. Gene Ontology annotation, molecular function: voltage-gated chloride channel activity. Lineage: Eukaryota; Metazoa; Arthropoda; Insecta; Lepidoptera; Nymphalidae. The record is from RefSeq and is a predicted model, not a curated record. The transcript has 15 exons.
ACAGUUGAUGAAUUAUUAUCGUUCAUUCAUGAAAUUUUCUUUUUGUGUUUUCAAUGUUUUUGUACUAAUUGGAGGACUUUUAUUUUUAUAUGUAAAAAGCAGUUUAAUAUAAAGUAUAUUUGUAAGUAAUAAUUUGAAAUGUAAGCCCAAUAAUUUUCAGUUACAGUAUAAUAUCCAAAACAAUGUUUUUUACUUUUCUGUUAAAUAUGAACUUAGCUAGACUUUUGUGAUUCGCCUUUAUGAUAAACAUUGUUUAAAUUUCUCGUGAAGUGUAUCAAAACAGCUGCAAAUAUGAGUAAUAGUUCUACACAAAUAAUGGAAGAGACUGUGAAUGACUCGACAUCUGAUACAGUUCAGCUAGUAAGCAAUGACGAUCCCAGCACAUCAAACUAUACACAGUUGAACCAUGCAAGUGAUAUUCAGGAAACAGUUGAAGAUGACCUACAAGGAAGUCAUGGUGUUAGACGAAGACAACCAGUACAGAAAAUUGAACCUGGUUCCAUGAACACCCUUUCUGCCAAAUAUGAGAGUUUAGAUUAUGACACAUGUGAAAACCAUUUACUAUUGGAUGAAGAAAGGAAAAGAGGCUAUGCUUUUAUUGUAUGGAAGGAUAUGGCAAGAUGGUUUAUCGUUCUAGUAAUAGGAGUCAUAACAGCACUUAUAGCUUUCACAAUAGACAUAUGCAUAGAGGAAUUUUCGAAAAUCAAAUAUAAACAGCUAAAGAAAUCUGUGGAUAGAUAUGUGGUGUUGGACAAAUUAUACAUACCAUACCUACUGUGGGUGUUAUCUAAUAUCUGUAUAGUCUUCAUUGGAUCUAUGUUAGUGGCAUAUGUUGAGCCAGUAGCAGCCGGUAGUGGUAUUCCCCAAGUAAAAUGUUACUUGAACGGAGUCAAAGUACCGAGGGUUGUGAGGAUCAAAACACUGUUUGUGAAAGCUGUUGGCGUGAUCUCUGCUGUUGUCGGGGGGUUAGCUGGUGGGAAGGAAGGUCCCAUGAUACACAGCGGCGCUGUGGUCGCGGCGGGCAUAUCGCAGGGCAAGAGCACCACUUUCAACAAGGACUUCAAGAUCUUCCAGUACUUUCGCGAAGAUCACGAGAAACGGGACUUCGUGUCGGGAGGCGCGGCCGCUGGCGUGUCAGCAGCUUUUGGUGCACCUAUUGGUGGAGUACUAUUUUCCUUGGAGGAAGGCACGAGUUUCUGGAACCAAGGCCUCACUUGGCGGACGUUCUUUGGGACAGUAGUUUGCACUUUCACACUCAACUUCGCGCUAUCUGCGUACCACGGCCACCCGGGGGAAUUGAGUUAUCCAGGUUUAUUGAAUCUCGGCAAGAUGGAACCCUUUCCAUUCCAGUUCUAUGAGCUACCUGUGUUUAUGCUGUUUGGGAUGAUUGGAGGUCUUAUGGGCGCUCUAUGGAAUUAUAUCAACUACAAAUUGUCCGUAUUUCGUAUAAGGUACAUAAGAACGCCGUGGCUGCGUGUGGUGGAGGCGUGCCUGGUUGCAGCCGUGACCGCUACUUGCGGCUUUCUUAUGAUGUUUGUGUUGGACGACUGUCGGCCGCUCGGGGAAGACCCGACGAAAGUGCCGUUGCAGCUAUUCUGCGCUGACGGCGAAUACAACACAAUGGCGGCGAUCUGGUUCCAAACACCUGAAGCGUCGGUACGCUCGUUCCUACACGACCCCAUGGGGUCUUACAAACCCUUGUCGCUACUGGUGUUUGUGGUCUGCUACUUCCUCCUGUCCACGUGGACCUUCGGCCUGGCGGUGUCCAGUGGACUGUUCAUACCUAACCUGCUCACCGGCGCCGCUUGGGGAAGGUCGCUGGCUAUAUUGAUCCAGUAUAUGCUGCCAUAUAAUAGUAUAAACCCAGCGAAGUACGCGUUAGUCGGCGCUGCGGCUCAACUGGGUGGCGUGGUGCGCAUGACGAUAUCCCUGACCGUCAUCAUCAUUGAGACUACGGGGCAGAUCUCCAACGCUCUCCCCAUCAUCAUUACCCUGGUGAUUGCAAAAUGGACCGGAGACUUCUUCAAUGAGGGUAUAUACGACAUUCACAUCCAACUGGCCGGCGUGCCCCUACUGCCGUGGGAGCCGCCGCCGCUAGCGCACAACAUCUACGCGUCAGAGGUGAUGUCGCAUCCCGUGUUCACCCUGCGCACGGUUGAGAACGUUGGCCAUAUUGUGGAGAUUCUACGCGUGGUGUCCUACAAUGGAUUUCCAGUUGUCGAUCCACCAUUGGCUGAUGAUGUUGAAGUGACCACGUAUAAGCGGCUACGAGGAAUGAUAUUACGAUCCCAGUUGAUAGUGCUGCUACAAAACAAGAUAUACAACGAGAACGCCAACACAACGUGGUCGAACUUCAAUGUGGACAUGAACAUGUUCAGGAAGGAAUAUCCCAGAUACCCUUCCAUAGGAGAGUUGGAAAUCUCAGACUGGGAAAAGACGUGCACGAUAGAUCUGCGACCGUUCAUAAACCCGUCGCCUUACACUCUGCCGCACCGCGCGUCGCUGCCGAGGCUGUUCCGCUUGUUCCGCGCGCUCGGCCUGCGACACCUGCCCAUCGUCAAUGACCACAACGAGGUUGUUGGGAUGGUGACUCGCAAGGACAUUGCAAGAUACAGAGUUUGGAGACAUAGAGGCCAUAUGGGUAUGGAGGAACUACUCCUAUCUAGUGAAAUUUAGAAUAAUUUAAAUUGUCUUGAAAACAUGACUCUUGACUGGACCGUUAUCUUGUCGCAUUCACAGACAUCAACAGGUGGUUCUGUAGAUGAAGGACCAAGAUGGCUAACUAAUCAUCUAAUGGAAUUUGUUAAGGAAUUGCAGUCUAUACAAGGAAAUACAAGCUUAAUUUACUAAAAUCCGCCAAAACAGACAAAUCUGUAUGGUACGACGUGCAGCAUGCGAUACAAAUCGCCCGCCCUUCCACUACUAAAUAAGCAAGAAAAGCAAGUAAUACACCACUAAAACAAACACAAUACAAAUCUUCUAGAACACACACAAUGUAUGUUUCACUCCAACACUGGAGCAUCCUCAACAGAUAAAAUCCUACAUUUCCUGAUGCUCUGAUGUCGGAUUAUAGCAAGCUAUAUAAGCUUAUAGUUCCUUAUAUAUCAUGGAAUUCCGUAUAGAAACAUCAACAUUAGAAAUCUCAGUGCUUGGAUUUAUAACCAGUCAGAUGAAUAACAAAUUAAUAGGGCUAUCUUGUCCACCUUCCAAUUUUCUAUAUUGACAUUUAUCUGUGUGACAAGACAAGGGUUUAUGGGCCUAGCAUUUAAUCACCAAGAAAUAUUUCACAUCUGUCUUUGUAUAUUUAUAUUUGUUUUUCAGUUUUGGCUUAUUAAAAUCUAUGAAAUUGGAUGCACAGGUGCGCUUAAUAUUUAUGUGGUGGUUGUGCUAGGUCUUUUGAUAUUAUUAUAAGUGAUAUUUUUUUAUUUAAUGUAUAUAAUUAAAGAAGUUCCUUUAUAAAAUGUACAUAAUUUGAUAUUUUACUUUUUAUUGAUUAGCUUAAAAUGUUUAUCAAGUAAGCAAUUAAGUAACUACAUCUCUAAAAGAAAUUAAAAAUUAAACCAAAGUUAUUGUAUUUGUUUAAACAUUUAUUAAAGUAUAUUUACAAUAAUAAAGAUAAUCUAUCAAAAUGUUUUAUAAAAAUAAAGAUAAGUAUUAAUUCGUUUUUGUUUUAUUAAGAAUUAAAUCCAUUUUACUGUUUAUUAUUUAUGUACAUUUUAAGGCUAAACAAGCAAAUUUCAUAUUUGCCAGUCUAUUAAUGGGUUUGUGCUUAGUAUGUAAACCAUAAUGUAAACAGAUCCUUCAAUGAAUUGAUAAUAAUAUUAUGUGUAAACCUUGUAGGCUUGCAGUGGUCAAUGUUCUGUUUAGUUGUUUACAAAUAACUCCCAUCCAAUACCUGCCCAUAAGUUUAUGAACAGAAUUACGGGGAGGAUCACCAAGAUGAUCAGAAUGUAAUUUACGAAUUCAUCCAUGAGAAUAUUAUUUCCUUUAAGCUUGAAGUAAGUGAUUUUCGUUAGACUUCGUUGUUUCAAGGUAUCCACCAUGUAGGACACCUUGUUCAAAAGCUGACUAGCCUAGACCAAUGUGCUGUUAAAAUAAUAAAAUUGUUUAUUAGAGUCCCUACUUGAAUUAUGACAUAAUUAUUUGAUCUAUGCCCUUUGCAGAGAAAUGAUAAUUUUCAAUUUCAGGCUUGAAACUUGAAACUAUUUUCCACUAAUAAGAAAAAUUACCAAUUUUUGCAAACAAUCGGCAAUCCGAAUUCCGUAUCACAAAUAAGCAAAUAACACCGAAGUAAAGUCCAAAUCCGUCAAUCAGCAGCAAG